Messenger RNA from Drosophila pseudoobscura, 2667 nucleotides. It is a transcript of the gene feo, whose product is annotated as fascetto. Bases 389 to 2509 code for a protein of 706 amino acids. Gene Ontology annotation, biological process: mitotic spindle midzone assembly; microtubule cytoskeleton organization. NCBI's taxonomy places the organism in Eukaryota, Metazoa, Arthropoda, Insecta, Diptera, Drosophilidae. Gene Ontology annotation, cellular component: mitotic spindle midzone; cytoplasm; spindle. The record is from RefSeq and is a predicted model, not a curated record. The transcript has a single exon. Gene Ontology annotation, molecular function: microtubule binding.
GCAGCACUGCAGCCGCCGCCAUUUCAUUUUGAAUUUACCGAAAUUUUGUCUGGCGUCAUUCGCGUCUGUGCGGUGGCAUUCUGCUUUAGUAAACACAUUUCUCAUCCUAAAUUAUCUUUACAACUGGAAAACCUUGAAGGAACUUAUUUGCAAUAUAUAGUUGGUGUUUUUUUGGCCGCACGUCAAUCAGAAUCAACUUGUUUUGUGCUUUGAGGCAUGAGGCAAAUCAAGCACACAAAAUUUUCAUUGUGCAAUUUGUGCCAACACGAGAGGCGUCACUUAUCUGUGCGGAGGCAUUUUCCUUGAGCAACACAUUGUGCAAUUGAAAUCCUGCACACAUCACAUAAAUUCCUUCCAUUCGCGAAUACAAGACCCAUUCCUAUUGGCUAUGGUUGACCCAACCUCCAUCAAGGGAGAGAUCCUUGAGAUGACUGGCGAGCAUGUGGAGCAGCUCCAUUCAAUGUGGUCCCUCAUGUUCGAGCCGAAGACAUGCAAAGACUUUCUGCACAAACUCAAGGCGCACGCGGAUAAUUUCUAUACGGAUCUGCUGACCGAGUCGCGGGAGAAGCAGGCGGCCAUCCUGGAUGACAUAGCAGCACUCCGAGCCGAGGCCAGCGACCUCACCCGACUCCUCCAUGAGACGGUGGACAUUGGUGAGAGGCCCGACGAUGUGCCACUGAUCAUAUGGCAGCUGAAGCUGGACAAAAGCAUUGAGCAUCUGCGCGAGGAGCUCUCGAAACGUCGGGCGGAGAUCGGCGAGCUGCUGCUCCAGCAGGAGCAGCUCUGCGAAGAGCUGGGCGCACUGCCGCUCCCUCUACUGGCGGACCCGCUGCCCCUGCCCGAUGAGAUGGACGGCUUUCGCGACCAUCUCGACAACCUGCGCUCUCAGCGCGCAGUGCGCCAGACGGAGCUGGACCAGCUGCGCAAGGUCAUCAAGCAUGACAUGAAGAUGCUCGAGCUGAUGCCCCAGACCGAUGCAGAGGAUCGCCUACUGAACGAUCUGAGCCACAAUCUAACACCAGAGACACUUGAGCGGCUGCGGCAGAUGCGCAACAGUUAUGCCGAGCAGAUCCAGGAGCUGCGCUCCAAAAUCCAUGACAUGCGCGAGAAGAUCUACGUGCUGUGGGAUCGCCUCCAGGAGACGGACGAGAGCGCCAUGCGACGAGUACGCGAGUGCACCGAGAAUACGCAGCGCACCUAUGACAUCCUCCAUUCGGAGCUGCAGCGCUGCCAGGCACUGCGCAGCCAGAACCUCAAGACGUUCAUCGAGCAGCUGCGCGUCGAGAUAAGCAAGUGGUGGGAUCUAACGCUCAAGAGCCAGCAGGAGCGCAAGCGUUUCUCCAACUACUACAAUAAGUAUUACAACGAAGACCUGUUGGAGCUGCACGAGCUGGAGCUGGAUGAUCUGAAGAGCUUCUACACGUGCAACAAGGAGAUUUUCGAUCUGUACGAGAGCCGUGCAGAACUUUGGUCGCGCAUGCAGGCUCUAGAGGCAAAGGCCAACGAGCCGAAUCGUUUCAACAAUCGUGGCGGCCAGCUCCUUAAAGAGGAAAAGGAACGCAAGGCCAUCAGCUCGAAGCUGCCCAAGAUUGAGCAGCAGAUCACUGAACUGGUGCACGCCUAUGAGGCGCAAUCGCAUGGCCCGUUUCUGGUUUAUGGCGAGAACAUACUGGAGCUGAUGGCUGGCGAAUGGGAGAACUAUCGCCAGGCCAAGCAGAGCUCGGCCCGCAAGAAGGCCCCGCCCACCACGAGGACGGGCAGCAGCAGCAAAUUGAUGAUGCCACCGCCGACUGCCGGUUCAACGGCCCCUCGCACGCCCCGAACUUUGAAGAACAUGUCCUCAAUGUCGACCUCGACAAUGUCGUUGCGCAAGACCCCAACAAUCCAGCUGAUCACUCCCAAUAUGACCAAGAGCACUGGGAAUCUGCACAAGCGACUGAAUCCAUCAGCAGCCGCCAGCUCUUCGGGGUAUCGGACUCCCAACGCCAAGCGCAGCCUCAUGAGCUCUCUGAAUUCGAUACGCCCGUCGCCGUCUACCGCACAGCGGCUGGCCAACAGCCAAGUGAAGGCGUCCAAGUCGCCACUAAAGCGGGUCCGCGUCCUGGACAACACAUUGCGUCGCAGCGGGGGAUUGGGCAGACGCAGCCUUGGCACACGCUCGAACAAGAAGCCACGCACAAAAUCAGCGGUGCCGGAUACAAGAUCGCCCAGCGAUUCCGAGUAUAUGACCGAUGAGACCACUGAAAAUGACCGCGAAGCCGGGAUCUCCUAUGACGAAUUUGUGCCCACGAGUCGCUCCUCAGUGCUGCCCGUCGGCGGGGCUCAGCGUCAGCGCAAUCGCGUGGCUGUGCCACGAAUUCGCCAUGUCCUCGUAAGCCACAAUUCGGUGUCGUCGGCCGCCAACACACCGUCAAAGCAGGCGGUCAAUCAGGAGGAGAGGCCUAGAUUUGGCAAUCAAUUGAAGCUCCCGUCGCCACGUGAAAGUCGCAUGUGGCCGAAUCCACGAUGAAUUAUCUAUCGAAAUUACUACUAAAAUGUACCUAUAUUUUGGAAUUUUUAUUUGCGUUUUAUGUUUGAUUUUAUUUUUUGUACCUUUAUCUGUUUAUCUCUGUUUCAUUUAUUUUCGAUGUUGGCCCAAUAAAAUAAAAUUAUCUUCAAGAAGGACAA